CUGCAGGCUCGAGGCGCCGCGCCGAGGAGGCUGCCGCUCUGGCUCGCCGCCCCCGACGCCGCUCCGCACCGGGCACCCGCCGCCGCGCCGCGCGCCAUGGACCUGCCCAGGGGCCUCCUGGUGGCCUGGACGCUCAGCCUGUGGCCAGGGUUCACGGACACCUUCAACAUGGACACCAGGAAGCCUCGAAUCAUCCCUGGCUCCAGGACGGCCUUCUUCGGCUACACGGUGCAGCAGCACGACAUCAGCGGCAAGAAGUGGCUGGUCGUGGGCGCUCCAUUGGAAACCAACGGCCACCAGAAGACAGGGGACGUGUACAAGUGUCCGGUGACCCAGGGCAACUGCACCAAGCUCAACCUGGGAAGGGUUACCCUGUCCAACGUGUCCGAGCGGAAGGACAACAUGCGCCUCGGCCUGAGCCUGGCCACCAACCCCAAGGACAACAGCUUCUUGGCCUGCAGCCCCCUCUGGUCUCACGAGUGUGGGAGCUCCUACUACACCACAGGGAUGUGUUCACGAGUCAACUCCAACUUCAGGUUCUCUAAGACGGUGGCCCCAGCUCUCCAAAGGUGCCAGACCUACAUGGACAUCGUCAUUGUUCUGGAUGGUUCCAACAGCAUCUACCCCUGGGUAGAGGUUCAGCACUUCCUCAUCAACAUCCUGAAAAAGUUUUACAUCGGCCCUGGGCAGAUCCAGGUUGGAGUUGUUCAGUACGGAGAAGACGUGGUACAUGAAUUUCACCUCAAUGACUACAGGUCCGUAAAAGAUGUAGUGGAAGCGGCCAGUCACAUUGAGCAGAGAGGAGGAACAGAGACCCGCACAGCAUUCGGCAUCGAAUUUGCUCGCUCAGAGGCUUUCCAGAAGGGCGGAAGGAAAGGGGCCAAGAAGGUAAUGAUUGUCAUCACAGAUGGGGAGUCCCACGACAGCCCGGACCUGGAGAAGGUGAUCCAGCAAAGCGAGAGGGACAACGUGACCAGAUACGCUGUGGCCGUCCUGGGCUACUACAACCGCAGGGGGAUCAAUCCAGAAACUUUCCUAAAUGAAAUCAAAUACAUCGCCAGUGACCCAGAUGACAAGCACUUCUUCAACGUCACCGACGAGGCGGCCCUGAAGGACAUUGUCGAUGCCCUGGGGGACCGGAUCUUCAGCUUGGAAGGCACCAACAAGAACGAAACCUCCUUCGGGCUGGAGAUGUCGCAGACCGGCUUUUCCUCGCACGUGGUAGAGGACGGGAUUCUGCUGGGAGCUGUUGGCGCCUAUGACUGGAACGGAGCUGUGCUAAAGGAGACCAGUACCGGGAAGGUCAUUCCUCUGCGCGAGUCGUACCUGAAGGAGUUCCCCGAGGAGCUCAAGAACCACGGAGCCUAUCUGGGGUACACAGUCACGUCGGUCGUGUCCUCCAGGCAGGGGCGGGUGUACGUGGCCGGAGCCCCACGGUUCAACCACACGGGCAAAGCCAUCUUGUUCACCAUGCACAACAAUCGGAGUCUCACCAUCCACCAGGCCCUGCGGGGUGAACAGAUAGGCUCUUACUACGGGAGCGAGAUCACCUCCGUGGAUAUCGAUGGCAACGGCAUGACAGACGUCCUGCUGGUCGGCGCGCCCAUGUACUUCAGCGAGGGCCGAGAGCGGGGCAGGGUGUACGUCUACAACCUGAGACAGAACCGGUUUGUUUAUAACGGAACGUUGAAGGAUUCCCAGAGUUACCAGAAUGCCCGAUUCGGGUCCUCCAUCGCCUCGGUUCAGGACCUCAAUCAGGAUUCCUACAACGACGUGGUGGUGGGAGCCCCUCUGGAGGACAACCACAGGGGAGCCAUCUACAUCUUCCACGGCUUCCGAGGCAGCAUCCUAAAGACGCCGAAGCAGAGAAUCACUGCCUCAGAGCUGGCUCCGGGCCUCCAGUAUUUUGGCUGCAGCGUCCAUGGGCAAUUGGACCUCAAUGAGGACGGGCUUGUCGACCUGGCGGUGGGCGCCCUUGGCAAUGCUGUGAUUUUGUGGUCCCGCCCCGUGGUUCAGAUCAACGCCAGCCUCCACUUUGAGCCGUCCAAGAUCAACAUCUUCCACAGGGAUUGCAAACGCAACGGCAGAGACGCCACCUGCCUGGCCGCCUUCCUCUGCUUCACACCUGUCUUCCUGGCGCCCAAUUUCCAAAUGGCAACAGUUGGCAUCAGGUACAAUGCCACCAUGGACGAGAGGCGGUACACGCCGCGGGCCCACCUGGAUGAGGGCGGGGACCGAUACACCAACAGGGCUGUCCUGCUCCUCUCCGGCCAGGAACACUGUGAUCGGAUCAACUUCCAUGUGCUGGACACCGCUGACUACGUGAAGCCAGUGACCUUCUCAGUCGAGUAUUCCCUGGAGGACCCCGACCACGGCCCCAUGCUGGACGACGGCUGGCCCACUACCCUCAGAGUCUCGGUGCCCUUCUGGAACGGCUGCAAUGAGGACGAGCACUGUGUCCCCGACCUCCUGCUGGAUGCCCGCAGUGACCUGCCCACAGCCAUGGAGUACUGUCAGAGGGUGUUGAGGAAGCCCGCCCAGGACUGCUCCGCAUACACACUGUCCUUCGACACCACGGUUUUCAUCAUAGAGAACACGCGCCGACGGGUGGCGGUGGAGGCCACGCUGGAGAACAAGGGCGAGAAUGCCUAUAGCACAGUCCUAAAUAUUUCACAGUCAGCAAACCUGCAGUUUGCAAGCUUGAUCCAGAAGGACGACUCGGACGGCAGCAUCGAGUGCGUGAAUGAGGAGAGGAGACUCCACAAGAAAGUCUGCAAUGUCAGCUACCCCUUCUUCCGGGCCAAGGCCAAGGUGGCCUUCCGUCUAGAUUUCGAGUUCAGCAAAUCCAUCUUCCUGCACCACCUGGAGAUCCAGCUCACAGCCGGCAGUGACAGUGACGAGGAGGAGAGCACCAAGGAGGACAACACGGCACUCCUGCGCUUCCACCUCAAGUACGAGGCUGACAUCCUCUUCACCAGGAGCAGCAGCCUGAGCCACUACGAGGUCAAGCCCAAUAGCUCACUGGAGAGAUAUGAUGGCAUUGGGCCUCCCUUCUCCUGUGUUUUCAAGAUCCAGAACUUGGGCUUGUUCCCCAUCCACGGGGUGAUGAUGAAGAUCACCGUUCCCAUCGCCACCAGGGGCGGCAACCGCCUGCUGAUGCUGGGGGACUUCCUCACUGACCAGGUGAACACGUCCUGUAACAUCCAGGGGAACAGCACAGAGUACCGGCGAGCCCCGACAGAGGAAGACUUGAGUCGUGCCCCACAGCUGAAUCACAGCAACUCUGACGUAGUCUCCAUCAACUGCGACGUGAGGCUGGCCCCCAACCAGGAAAUCAAUUUCCGUCUGCUGGGGAACCUGUGGUUGAGGUCCCUAAAGGCACUCAAGUACAGGCUGACGAGGAUUGCAGUCAAUGCCGGCUUGCAGAGGCAGUUCCACAGUCCUUUCAUCUUCCGCGAGGAGGACCCUAGUCGCCAGAUCACGUUUGAGAUCUCCAAGCAAGAAGACUCGCAGAUCCCCAUCUGGAUCAUUGUCGGCAGCACACUGGGGGGCCUCCUGCUGCUGGCCCUGCUGGUCCUGGCGCUAUGGAAGCUCGGCUUUUUUAAAAGUGCCAAGCGUAGGAGGGAGCCCAGCCUGGACUCCACCCCCAAAGUGCUGGAGUGAGGCUCCUGAGGAGGCUGCGAGUCGAUGGGGGCCAAGACACCCAUCCAGGUGGUGUACAGGCCCAGGCCGGUGGCCCCACCGAGCUGGGGCGGAGAGGACGCCAGCUCGCUUUGCACUUGACCUCAUCUCCUGAGAGAGGAACCUGCUCCCUCUGGAACUCACGCCAGUUUUAAGAGGGACUGCCCUACCGGAGACCAAGACACCUCCAAUACAGAUCCCUAGGGACUUAAAGGGACGCCCCCUUCCCUCCCCAAGGCACAACCCACAGCCUCCCCCAGGCUCUAUGGGGACAUUAGCUGCCCCACCACUAAGGUGCUAGGAAUUCCUAAUCAUUCCCAUCCACAGAAGAAAUCUAGAGAGGAGACUGCAAACUGCAAACCCACUCUGCACACUCCAGGCCUCUAGAUCCAAAAGGACCCAACGGGACAGCAGAUCGAAUUCUGUACUGUCCUUCCACCCCCUCACUGCCAAUGGCUCCCGAGUCAUGCCCUCCUUCCCCAGAACAGAAGAUAGGUCCCCGGAGCUUCCCAUGAAUGAGCCCAAGCCCAACGGCUUAGUGGUGACAGCUGCUGGCCAGGGAUGAAGAGAGACUCUGGGACCUGGGACCUGGAGACUAUGACUGACGAGCAACGGGGACCCAGGAUACGGGGCACCCUCCCGGAGAUGGAAGCCGAUGGACUCUCCACCCCCUUGCGUUCCCACGGACGGGCACUCACACUCCCCAGGCCCUGCCCCUCCCCUCGGCUGCCGCCCCUCCGGCACUUCUGUUCUUAGGUACCUCGCGGAGGCCUGUGGAUGACGCAAUCCCUGGGGCUGCGCAUUCCCUCCUCAUCUUCCCGCUCAGCCGGCCUGCCCAACGCGCUGGCCUGGCUGCAGGCGGGGCAGCAGGGGUAGGGGUGGGGAGCCUUCCCUCCCUGCGUCCCCCACCUCCCUACACACACACAGCCUCCGCCCACCCGCGCACAGAAGGGCUCCGCCGGCACUGCUGAGGGGUCCUCUCUGGAACGCACUGAAUAAAGCCGGUGCAGGAACCCCCAAGCCUGUGCAACCUAGGUGGCAAACAUCUGAUCCCCUGGCCUAUGGGACAAGUGGUACCACAAUGACGGAGGCCCGAGGACAAGAGGCACACCUGGUGCCCAGCCGAGUAAUUUAUGCCUUAACCUUGUUUUGAGGUAGAAAUGAAAGGGGAACACAUCAAAGGCAUCUGUCCCCCUGUUACAUAGAACGACCUUUACUGUCGUAAAUAUUUUUAAGAAGUUUUUUUUAAAUACAGUGUUUAAAAACAACCAAGGCGCCGACAUCCCAAUCUGUGGGGACAGCAUUCCUAACGAGCACUCUUUCCCUAAAGGAGAGGAGGUGGGUGUCAGGCUCUCUGUGUCCUUCCUAGCAUCUCUAAAGGGUGGGAAGGGGCUUGUCCACCAUCUUCUCCCUACAACAUCCCCUCCAAGUGGCCGCCUGGCCUUGGAUGGAUGUCCCCAGUGAGGCAGCACUCCCUCCCUCCCAACGCCACUCAUUCCCUCUUUGGCCAGUUUGGAUGGUUGAAACCCACAUGUCACUGUAGCUUCUACCCCUUAGUUCCAGGUCCUUCCUCUCAGGCCUCCCAGACUUCUCCAGGCGAGCAUUUCAGUGCUGAUCUUCCCACAGCCUGACUGCAAGUUUCUUCACUUUGACACACAGGCUGCUCUCAAACUAGAUUGUCUCCACUCUAUUCUUGUGCCACUGGAAUCCCAGGAAGCCAGAAGCAGAACCUUAGAAAUUAUUUGAUCUUGUUGCCCUAUAGAUGAGGACACUCAGAAUCAGAGAAGUUAAGAGAUAGCCCUAGGUUCCACAGCAAAAUCAAGACUAAUCCCAGGACUGCUCUCUCUCAAGCCAGACCUUCCUUCUAGCCCAGGCUCAGAAGAGCUUAGUGAAAGAGCAGAAGAAUUGAUACAAAGUAACUCUUUACAGGAAUAUUUUUGCUCAAAUGGUGAAACCAAAUCAGAAGGAAACGUGUGAAAAUCCUACUUCGAGCCACUGCCUUCAUGAACGGAGUAAGCCGGCUGAUGGAGAACCACGGAGCCCACACUCAAAAGUGCGCCGUUUGGCUUCACACCGAGUCCUCUGUCGAACGCCAUCAACCCUGAGAGAAUGCCUCUAUGUGAGAUCUUACUUUUAGAGAUUGGCAUUCACAUUUUUUAAAACUGACAUGUGCAACCACACUGCAGGCCAAACAAAAUGUGUCUGCAGGUCAGAUGCAGCGCAGAGGUCGCCAAAUUGCACCUCUGGACUCGGAGGCAGCCUUUACCCCGGCACUCCACAGCCCCUCCGUGCCCUCCCCCAGCCCUGUACCAAGAACAACUAACUGGUCAAAAGGUGGGGGAGAUGGGAGUCUUGUAUCCUCGAGGCCUUCAGCCCUUGCAUUGUGUCUCUCUUUCUCUUACCAAUCCUCUCUUUCUGAAUUUAUUUGCUCUGGGGUGUAACUGUCCGAGACUGGCCUUAAGAGUGCCUGGUGGGGCAAGCAGAGAAGAUGCAUUCUAUAGAGGGUAAAGCCUCAUGCUAGAGCAAUGUUUGCCAGGCCUGGCUGCACACUAGAAUCACCUGGGAGCUUUAAAAGACACCUAUGCAAGGGCCCCACCUCAGGGAUUCAGAUUUAAUUGGUUGGAAGGGGGCUAGGACAUCCUUUUUGUUUCGGAGUUCCCCUGGUGACUGUAAUGUGACAGGUGAGGUCAACAGGGAGGUGAAUGGAUAUAGGCCAGAAAACCAACAAGGGGUGAACAUGCAUAGGGAGCUUCUGUGAGGAGUAAUGGAAGUGUGCUGUUGUUCAAGUUCACUCAGCUCCGGCCUGGAGUCUGGAAGACUCUGUCCUUCCAGCGAGUAUCCAGAGUAAGAUUUGCUGCAGGAGAUCUCACCCAGCUUCACCCUCCAAGGGGGCCCUUGGAGGAGUUGGGCACCUUGCUGUUGUCUAGGAAGGGAGAUGAGCAGCAGUCUCUGAAACAGUUUUGUCAUUUAAUGGCAAGCGGCCCAAAAUGCAACCUCAAAUCAACAUUAAAACUCACAUUGUGGUUUACAGAUGGAUGUCAUUAAAAAUGUUCUCUCUGAGA
Messenger RNA from Equus caballus (horse), 6743 nucleotides. It is a transcript of the gene ITGA11, whose product is annotated as integrin subunit alpha 11. NCBI's taxonomy places the organism in Eukaryota, Metazoa, Chordata, Mammalia, Perissodactyla, Equidae. Gene Ontology annotation, molecular function: integrin binding. The record is from RefSeq and is a predicted model, not a curated record. Gene Ontology annotation, biological process: cell adhesion mediated by integrin; cell-matrix adhesion; cell-cell adhesion. Gene Ontology annotation, cellular component: external side of plasma membrane; integrin complex.